Molecule: messenger RNA, 829 nt
Organism: Megalopta genalis
Lineage: Eukaryota; Metazoa; Arthropoda; Insecta; Hymenoptera; Halictidae
Gene: Sptr
Product: Sepiapterin reductase
Biological process (GO): tetrahydrobiopterin biosynthetic process
Molecular function (GO): sepiapterin reductase (NADP+) activity
Source: RefSeq, a predicted model, not a curated record
AAGAAAAUAUGACGAUAAAGGCAUUAUCAGGGAAAGUGUUUCUGGUGAUAACUGGCGCAAGUCGUGGAAUUGGGAGGCAUAUUGCAAUACUAUUUGGUUCUGUAUUAGAAAAGGAUUCGCAUGUUCUACUGCUGGCAACAAACUUGACUGCUUUAAAAGACACUGCUAAAAAUAUUCCUUCUCAUGUAUCCGUUGACACUGUCAGCGUUGAUUUAAGCAAAGCAACAAAAGAUGAAUUGCAUGGUAUUAUAAUGCAAUCUAUGAAGGAUAAAACACCAGAACAAUUUGAUAAAAUGGUUGUAGUACAUAAUGUUGGUACAAUGGGGGAUCUUACUAAAGUUACAAAUGACAUGACUGAUAUUACCAUGUGGCGUAAUUAUUAUGAUUUAAAUGUCUUUGUUCCUGCUAUAUUGAAUGCAGUUAUUAUGAAAAUAUUUAAUGAAGUCCCAGACGAUAACAAGACAGUUAUAAACAUUACUUCAUUACUUGCUACUCAACCAUAUAAAUCUACAGCUUAUUAUUGUUCUGGUAAAGCAGCAAGAGAAAUGUUCUUUAAGGUGUUCGCUGUAGAAAAUCCUGAAGUGAAUGUAUUAAAUUACUCGCCAGGACCAGUUGAAACUGAUAUGUUAUACGAAGUGUGUAGAACACAUGGGGAUCAAGACAUUAAAGCUUCAUUUAAUGAUAUGUUAACAAAGAAAACCGUGUUAACAUGUGAACAAACAGUUAAUCGGCUUUUAAACGUCCUUAAGAAUCAGAAGUAUACAUCAGGUGAUCAUGUUGAUUAUUAUGACGAAUUGUAAAAUAUAUCUGAAUCUAUUGUUCUAAAUUA